Messenger RNA from Phacochoerus africanus (Common warthog), 7596 nucleotides. RefSeq names its product alkylglycerone phosphate synthase (gene AGPS). NCBI's taxonomy places the organism in Eukaryota, Metazoa, Chordata, Mammalia, Artiodactyla, Suidae. The record is from RefSeq and is a predicted model, not a curated record. The transcript is spliced from 20 exons. Gene Ontology annotation, biological process: lipid biosynthetic process. Gene Ontology annotation, molecular function: alkylglycerone-phosphate synthase activity; FAD binding. Bases 62 to 2110 code for a protein of 682 amino acids.
UCCAGGCGCAUGGCACCCGCCGCCCAGUCGCCGCGGUGGCUGCCGGGAUGCGCCGCAGCGAAUGGUCGCGUCGGGCGCCGCUCUGAGUGACCUUUCACCCGCGCCCAGCGGUCCCGGGCGGCGGCACAAGGCGGAAGCCAUGGCGGAGGCGGCGGCUGCAGCGGGCGGGACGGGCGCGGGCGCGGGCUCCGGCUCCGCAGCGGACCGGGAUCGGGACCCGGAGCGGGACGGCGCGGGGAGGAGGCUGCGGGUUUUGUCGGGUCAUCUGCUGGGCCGGCCCCAGGAGGCUCUAAGUACCAAUGAGUGCAAAGCGCGGAGAGCCGCUGCGGCGGCCACGGCGGCGCCCGCAGCCACUCCCGCCGCACAGGAGUCGGGCACCAUCCCCAAGAAGCGGCAAGAAGUUAUGAAAUGGAAUGGAUGGGGAUAUAAUGAUUCCAAGUUCUUCUUCAAUAAGAAAGGACAAGUUGAGUUUACUGGGAAAAGGUAUCCUCUUAGUGGCAUGAUUUUGCCAACUUUUAGAGAGUGGAUCGAAAAUAUCCUUGGAGUAAGUCUGGAGCAUAAAACUACCUCUAAAGCAUCCUUAAAUCCUAGUGAUACACCUCCUUCUAUUGUAAAUGAAAAUUUUCUUCAUGACCUUAAGGAAACUAAUAUUUCAUAUUCACGAGAAGCAGAUGAUCGAGUAUUUAGAGCUCAUGGUCAUUGUCUUCAUGAGAUAUUUUUGCUCAGGGAAGGGACAUUUCAGCGAAUUCCUGAUAUAGUUUUAUGGCCAACAUGUCAUGAUGAUGUAGUUAAGAUUGUGAAUCUAGCAUGCAAAUAUAACCUUUGUAUUAUACCAAUUGGUGGAGGAACAAGUGUUUCAUAUGGCCUGAUGUGUCCUGCAGAUGAGACAAGAACAAUUAUUUCUUUGGACACCUCACAAAUGAAUCGAAUUCUCUGGAUUGAUGAGAAUAAUCUGACAGUUCAUGUAGAGGCUGGCAUAACAGGACAAGAGUUGGAAAGACAGCUUAAAGAGAGUGGUUAUUGUACAGGUCAUGAACCAGAUUCCCUGGAAUUCAGCACUGUGGGAGGAUGGGUAUCUACUCGGGCAUCAGGCAUGAAGAAGAAUGUCUAUGGCAAUAUUGAGGACUUGGUGGUUCAUAUAAAAAUGGUAACACCUAGAGGUAUAAUAGAAAAAAGCUGUCAAGGACCUCGUAUGUCAACAGGCCCUGAUAUCCAUCACUUCAUCAUGGGAUCUGAAGGAACUCUUGGUGUGAUAACAGAAGCUACAAUAAAAAUCAGACCAAUCCCUGAAUACCAAAAGUAUGGCUCAGUAGCUUUCCCCAAUUUUGAACAAGGAGUAGCCUGUUUAAGAGAAAUUGCAAAACAGAGAUGUGCUCCUGCAUCUAUUCGUCUCAUGGACAACCAGCAAUUUCAGUUUGGUCAUGCUCUUAAACCUCAGGUUUCCUCUAUUUUUACAUCAUUUUUGGAUGGAUUAAAAAAGUUUUAUAUUACAAAGUUUAAAGGAUUCGAUCCAAAUCAGCUAAGUGUUGCUACAUUACUGUUUGAGGGGGACCGUGAGAAGGUUCUUCAACAUGAAAAACAAGUGUAUGACAUUGCUGCAAAAUUUGGUGGAUUGGCAGCUGGAGAAGAUAAUGGACAGAGAGGUUAUUUGCUGACCUAUGUCAUUGCAUACAUUCGAGACUUGGGUUUGGAAUACUAUGUUUUAGGAGAGUCUUUUGAGACUUCUGCUCCUUGGGACAGGGUUGUAGAUCUCUGUAGAAAUGUAAAAGAAAGAAUAACAAGGGAAUGCAAAGAGAAGGGUGUUCAGUUUGCUCCUCUUUCUACAUGCAGGGUGACGCAGACUUAUGAUGCAGGUGCAUGUAUCUAUUUCUACUUUGCCUUUAACUACAGGGGAAUCAGUGACCCACUGACUGUGUUUGAACAAACUGAGGCAGCUGCUAGAGAAGAAGUCCUUGCUAAUGGAGGGAGCCUGUCACACCACCACGGAGUGGGCAAGUUACGGAAGCAGUGGCUAAAGGAAAGUAUCUCUGAUGUCGGCUUUGGGAUGCUGAAGUCUGUCAAGGAAUAUGUGGACCCCGAUAACAUCUUUGGAAACAGAAACCUUUUAUAAAUCCAUUACUAUUGUUACAAAAAAAUGUUACUUUUUUUUUAAGGUCUUUAACUAUGGUUAUACCAGUAAUCAAAUAUAUCAUGGACUUUAUUUUGGUUACAUUUGUUUGUUGGUUUAAUAUAAGUUUGUUUCAUUCUGUAGUUUGUUUUUUUCUACAUCUAUGGAUUGACAGAUGGUAUUCCUAAAUCUCUCUCAUUGUAGGUGCAUCAGUUUAUAGCCAAAUGGUUGUCAUUUCAGAUUUCAGUCAGGCAGCACAGGCUGCCAGUUGUUAUUUCCAAGGAAGAUGCUGCCAGCUGUUUCGUAUUGAUGCUUCUUGGGAACAAAGGCAGAUUUUGGUGUCAUCUAUUGUUUCACUAGCCUCUUUUUAAAAGAACUUUUCUGGGAAGCAGCUAUCUAGAGAAGGAUUCCACUGAGGAGUGAUACACAUGUAUGUUUUUGAAGAGUGCAUUCAAGGGUGAGUAGGCCACUAAGGGAGAAUACCCAUGAAAGAAUCCAGACAGCCUCUUAUGUAGGAUGCCUUCAGUUCUGUAAGGUGCUUGGCCUACAUUUUUCUUUGAAAUUAGUAUACAGUUAUAAAACCUUUAAAUCAUUAGUAUGAUUUAUUCUAUCAGGGGACAUGUUUUUGUUCUCCAUGUUUCUGUUGCUAAUGAGUUAUAAGUUGUAUUUGUAUCACUGAGAUAACAGAUUUUCCUAAUUCAGUCAUAAUGUUUUAUAAGAAAAGCUGACUUAUCACUCAUUUUAUGAGAAGAACAGGUUUACCGUGAAAGGAAUGCCUUUAUUCAGCAUUUCAUUCUUGUUGCUGAGAUGCAGAAGAAGCUGCAACAGGAGCAGAAGAAGGAAGACUCCUUCCACUGAUUUCUCCAGUUCAAAGAAUUGUUUGGCUAAAGAAACACAGUCAUCAUUCAGCUACUGAAUUUGAAAACCUCAACCGUUUCAAUGACAAAAACCUUUAAAAAAAAAAAAAUUAACCCAAACAUGAUAAAUGUCCAUAUAAAAGCAAAGUUUCAAUUUAAUUUUUAAUAACGGUUUAAUGCCUUUUUUGAAUUACUGGUUUAACCUAAAUUUUUUAAAAAAUAAUGUAUUAAUACACAUACCAUAAUCAAAACUUUGAAAUAUCAUCUUUCUUAAUAGUAGGCAGAACAUUAACCACAUUUAGCAAACAUUUAGCAAACAUUUUUACAUUCAAACCUGAGUAUUAAAAUAAAUGAAAUGAUUACUUUGAAUCACUGUCUGUCAAGGUUCAUGAUUCAUAUUUUGAGAUGGAUUCUUUUCUUAAUGCAAUACCUAAACUUUUGAUAAUUUUUUUAAAAUUAAUACUUGAUCAGUUAAUGUAAGUCAAAAUGCAGACGAUCCUUCAAAAGGACACACUGUCUGUCUAUGUAGCAACAGCUCCAAAGUAUUUUUGGGCAGUUUGAUACCUUUUAUAUCUGAAGUAGCCUUAACCAGAAAAGUGAAAAAUCUAAAAUUGACAAAAUGAUAUUUUUAAGACUUCAAAAUGAUAGUAAUUUUUAAUAAGUAAAAUUGGCCUCAAACUAAUCUGUAAUCAAAUCAAAAUGAAACAUAAGUUAACAACAAAAACUAAAUAUUUAUUUAUUUGAAGCUGCCUCUCUUCAUUGGUGAUUUAUUUUUAAUUAUAAAAUUUCCAGCAGAUCUUUGCUUAAAGCCCUUGAUAUUUGAAAUAGUUGGAUACUUGAUGAGGAAAUUUACACUUGCCUCUAUAACUAUAAAUAUUUCAGCUUUAUAAAAUGCAUCUAUUCAUGAAGGUGAUUUCUCUAAUUGGUGAUCAGAAUGUAAAAUUUAAUAUGGUACUAAUAUCUCACUGGAGUGUAUACAUGUUUCUGAAUAAUUUUUAAAAAAUAAAACAGUUCAUAAGCAGAUCCAUUCCUUUGCACGUGAUUGUUAUAACAUUCUUUCCCAGGGAGUUCAGAUUUUAGCAGCCUCAGAAUUAGGAAACUAUAAAUAUAAUACCUGAAAUUGUUGGAUUCACUAUUCUACAUGAACCUUAUGGAAAUUGGUGAUUUAUGCUUUUGUUUUCCAUCUCCCAUGUAGGCAUAACUCCCCAACCUUGAUUUUAUGGUGAUGACUACAUUUUAUAGUUGGAAUUGUUUCUACAGAGAUCAUUUUGAAACACAUGAACACUCGUCUUUACUGUUUCUCUGAUUUAGUAAACUAGAAAGCCUUUCCCUGCUUUCACAUACCCACUUCUGAGAGGUGCCUCGGCAUUUACUUAGUGUCUCUGGAGAGCUGAGUUCUUGAUGGCAGGCAGAAGCACUUAAAACCUUGCCUUCUAUUUCUGAAGUAUCUGAAUAUGGCUACAUAAAAGUUAAAGCCAGGGGAACCUUGUUUAUGUGAGGCUUCUUGACUCAUUUUGAAUACGUUUCUUUAUGUAGCCUGUUUGGUUCUCAGUACUGCAUAACACCAACUUGUCUUUCUUAAAUUAGUCAUAUUUCUAAUAUUUUAUUUGAUGAUGUCACAAUGUGUUGGGGUUUUAUUGGGAAUGGGAACUUGCUGCUAGUGAGAAAUGGCAUUAAAUACUAAAGACUCAGUAUGAACAGACUUCAUGGACCCUUAGAGAAACUGUUGCCUUAAUGUUUGGUGCACUUUACAGUAAGUGAGGUUAGUCUUAUGCUGAGUAGCAUGAGCUUUUUUUAGUUUAGUAGGAAUUGCAGAGCCACAUGUUUAUUGUGCCCAGCAUUUUACCACAAACAAAGAGGAUUAAUUUCUUUCCUCCGGUGAGGAAUUGGGAGUUUUCCUCCUAAAUGCUAACUUAUUAUAUAGUACUGUUACUUAAAAGCUAUAUAGGAAGCUGGAAGCCUUGUAGUAUACAUAACUGUGUUAAUGUAUUUUGGAAAACAAAAGCACAAUGAAAGAUGAACUUCCAUCGGUAUGUGUAUUAAGCCAGAUAAUGGUUGCAAAAAAACCCCUUUUUCAGAAUAUUCUCUUAUUAACUCCUAAGUCCUAGCUUGCAUUUUUGAAAAUGACUUGCAUAUUGGCUCCACAGAUUUUCCAUUGUCAUAUUCUUUUAUAGUUACAGUUUAUUAACUGAGCUAAUCAGAGGAGCCCUUGGCCCCAAGCUGAAGCCUGUAACUUUGGUUGUUAGAAUGGACUAAGUUUGGUUGAGCAUCUAUCCUGUGAAAACAUAGAAUCCAAAUAGUUAUUAUGGAUCGAUUAACAGGCUGCUCAUGCUGGUACUUGAAGCAGUCAAGGUGGAAUUCUAUGGAAAGCAUCAUCUUAAAAAUAAGAAACACUGAGACAAGUGUUAACACAGUUUUACUAGCCUCUUAGUUACCACUUAAUCUUUAGCAAUUUUGAUUUUACUUAGGGCUUAGCUCAUGGUGGGAGAAAAACUGAAAAGAACAAGCGCCAGGUUAGGUAGGAUUAAAGAACCCAGAAUUACCUUCCACUUUGUGAGUUAUGGAAGCUUGGCUUUGCUCAAGGCUUCAUGUUCGCAAAUGAGCCACCUGUCAAUAUAUACAUUUAAUCCUUAUUAAUUUCAUAUACAUUGAUGCUGAAAUCCAUAAAGUGUAAAAGAUUGUUUUAAACUAUUGAAAUAUAGUGUCUAACAUGAAAGAUGUAAGUUACUCAGCUUUCUGCUCCCUAAGCCAAACAAUGUUUGUCUUUAACUGUAAAAACUACAUGUAAUGUCAACAGAUUAUAGAAACUUAUAUUAUUAAUAAAAUGGACCUGGGUCUAAGAGAUUUUUUUUUCUUUAAAGGGAAUGUGAAGCUGUUCUUCCAUUUACAUCUGGGUUUUUCUUUCAAUUUUAGUGUUUCAUUUUCAUAUUUCCACCCAUUUGAAAACAUUUUUGUCAUUUUAUUAGUGAGGCAUAAUCAAGUGCAACCUAAAUAUAACUAUUUUUAGCUGAGUAUAUUGUUAGUUAGGUUUUACUACCCUCUAAUUAUUUUGAAUCAAUGUUAUAUUCCUAGGAGGUGUUAAGUCUCCUGUGAACUUGAAGCAUUCCCAUUUGAACCUUGGAAGAUCCUCAAAGAAUGAGCACUCCUGUGCUUUUCUAACCACAACAAUUCCUUAACAAACGUGAGUAAGGACCACUGAUGUAUAGAACACUCAAGCCAAAGAACCAUCACAGAAUUAACUAACUUUAGUUCUGUGAGCAUGAAAAGAUUUCUUUUUUGGUUCCCAAAGGAGAUUGUUUUAUACUUUUUUUUUCCACAAGGAGCAAAAAUAACACAUUAAUUAUCGUGAAGAAUGUUUUUCAAAGAUUCCAACCUUCCAAAUCUGAGAGAGAGAGAAGGAAAAAAAAUGUUUGAGUGUGAUUUCUAAGCAGCAUAUAUAUACAUGUUUUUAAGGCAUCUUACUGUUGGCAGUGUUUUUCCAGAAUAAUAUGAGCACACUAUGAAACAUGUUGUUUAAUCCCUGAAGUAAUCUUGUUCACAUAUCCAAAAAAGACAGGAAAUGCUUCGGGGCAUACAGUUUCUAUAAAUAAUUAUUUUUUGAGCUAUUUAAAGGAUAUCCCCAAAAGCUCAGAGUGCCUUGUUGGGAUUUUUUUUUUUUCUCCAUGAAAUAGCCAUUAUUUAAAAUGAGUGGGAGAGGAUAAGUCUUUAGAGACGGAGCUCGUUUAGCAGUUCAGGGCUAUUCCUCUUCAAGAACACAUCAGGAAUUAAGUAGUUCUAUGUAGAAACACGGAAAAUCCUUUCCACAGUGUGGGUGUGAUCAUCUGUUCUAGCAUUAUUGUGUGGUGGACCUGUGAUCUCACAUACACCUAUUCACUCAGUGAGAUUUAUGUGUGCUUAAUUGCAUUUUCAUUCCUGCUGUCCCAACUUAGUAGCCCUAAUAUGUGGCUUGGUGGAUGUGGCAUACUCACUCAGUGCUGGAGACACUCACCACACGUUUGGGUGUUUGCUCACACAGCUCCGUAAGGAGCAGAACCUGAUUGGGGGCGGGGGGGCGGGGGGGGGGGGGUCCUAUUCCUUAUGUUGUGUGUCCUUUUUUGUGUGAUGGUGCCUUCAGAAUAAUGACUCUUUCUGUUUCUGAACAAUGAUAAAUCUUAUGAGAAAUAUGUGUAGGUUAUAUUUCUUAAUUUUUGUCCUUUUUUGCCUGUGAAAAAAUACCUUGGCUCUGAUACAACUUGACUUGAAUAAUAUCCUGAGUCUUCCUCCAAGGCAGUACCUACUCCUGCCAGUACUGUAGUCAUCUUUUUGGGAACUACAUGUGGAUAAGCACUUGUAUGUAAGCCAUCAUACUGCUGUAACUAAUGCAUACAAACAAUUCUCUUUACAUUGGUAGUCUUAAAAGUGGAUAUGUAGCAGGAAGGAGAAUUCCUGAGAGAGUCCAGCAUAACUUUAUCAAUUCAGACUGAGCCAUACUGUUUUCCCCAAGGGCUCACCACAUAGUCAGUGUACUGUGCUUUCAAGUGUAUGUUUGGAUUCUCCUUUUAUUGCUUUUCUUAGCCUGUACUGUUCUAUAAGCAAAUGCCCAUGUGUGAUUUUUAAGAUGUGCUGGGAAAAAAUAAAACAAUACCAAAACUA